Molecule: messenger RNA, 797 nt
Organism: Lolium rigidum
Lineage: Eukaryota; Viridiplantae; Streptophyta; Magnoliopsida; Poales; Poaceae
Product: GATA transcription factor 16-like
Exons: 2
Coding region: 248-730 (160 amino acids)
Biological process (GO): regulation of DNA-templated transcription
Molecular function (GO): zinc ion binding; sequence-specific DNA binding
Source: RefSeq, a predicted model, not a curated record
UCCAUUCCGGCGCUAACAAAAAUCAGACAGACAGCGCGCGCUCACUCUGCUCUGCUUGACCUAGUAGGAGUACUAAACCUCAGACAGUCCAGCGAUCUUUUCGACUUUCCCUCCUAAACCCGAGCCGCCGAAUCUUUUCAACUUUCCCUCCAUUCCACCUUCGCCUUCCCCGCGCGAUCGACAGCGAUCGGUCGGGUUUAAGUAGCAGCAUCAGUGGUUGGCUGUGCCGAUCGAGCAGCAGCGAUCGAUGUCGCCGGCGGAGAUGGAUUCCGACAAGGUGGAGCUGGAGGCGGCGGAUGCCGAGGAGUACACCGCCUCCGGCGAGCCCAAGGCCUGCACCGACUGCUACACCACCAAGACGCCGCUAUGGCGCGGCGGACCCACCGGACCAAAGUCGCUGUGCAACGCGUGCGGGAUCCGGUAUAGGAAGAGGCGGAGGGUGGCCAUGGGGCUGGACCCCGAGGCCAAGAGGAAGCCCAAGAGGGACGAAGCGGCGGCCACCGCCGCUGCCGCCGCGGAGGCUGCGCAAGAAAACGAGGAGGACGGCGACGGCAAGCCCUCCGCUGCCGAAACCAAAACGCAGACCGUGGAGCUCCACAUGGUCGGGUUCGCCAAGGACGCCGUGCUCAAGCAGCGCCGCCGGAUGCGCCGGAAGCCCUCUUGCCUCGGCGAGGAGGAGCGGGCCGCCAUCCUGCUCAUGGCGCUCUCCUCUGGCGUCAUCUACGCCUGAUCGCGAGCCAGCUUUCUUGGAUCGAUCCAGUCCAAAAGGAACAAGAAGAUGAGGGAGCAUCGUCCUG